UCUCUAGUGUCAGUGCGGAGGAAUGGUGCCCCAUCACUGGUGUCAGUGGCAGGAAUGGUGCCCCAUCACUGGUGUCAGUGGCAGGAAUGGUGCCCCAUCACUGGUGUCAGUGGCAGGAAUGGUGCCCCAUCACUGGUGUCAGUGGCAGGAAUGGUGCCCCAUCACUGGUGUCAGUGGCAGGAAUAGUGUCCCAUCAUUGGUGUCAGUGGGAGGAAUAGUGCCCCGUCAUUGGUGUCAGUGGCAAGAAUUGAGCCCCGUCAAUGGGAGGAAUAGAGCCCCGUCAUUGGUGUCAGUGGGAGGAAUAGAGCCCCGUCAUUGGUGUCAGUGGCAGGAAUAGAGCCCCGUCAUUGGUGUCAGUGGCAGGAAUAGAGCCCCGUCAUUGGUGUCAGUGGGAGGAAUAG
Messenger RNA from Staurois parvus, 401 nucleotides. Lineage: Eukaryota; Metazoa; Chordata; Amphibia; Anura; Ranidae. The record is from the annotation of a GenBank genome assembly.